AAAAAGGUAGUGUUUCGUAUGAAAAUUUAGACCUGUAGAGAACGAUACUUUUGAAUUCUCAACCCUUCAAGUUUUUGGGUUAUAGGUUUUGUGGAAAAAUGGGAAAAGCAAACGUUAGAAGAAGGAAUCAAAGAAAAAAUAGGUUAAAUCCUUUAAAGAAACAAGAUGGAGCCAUCAAGGAAUUGCCCUUGGAUCUAAAAGAAAGUGCUUUACCAGUUCUUUCGAGACUUGAAAAUCCCGAAGCGAAAGAAAGAUCAUGGGCUGCUAGUGCUAUUUCUAGUAUCAUUGUUAGCAGCUCAGAGGGACGCUUGCAGUUAUUAAAGAAUGGACUUGUUUCUAAGCUUAUGAAUCGUUUGACCGAUGACUCUAUUGAGGUCGUUGUCGAAGUUACAGGUGCUCUUCGAAAUCUUGUCAUCGAGGAGGAAUAUGCUGUCCUUAUAGACUUGUACAGAAAAAACAUUCUUGCUCCUUUAGGGACUUGGCAGGACAAGAUUGAUUCGUUUAUAGAAAACAUCGUACAAGAGAAAACGAAGUUAGAAAGUUACGAAGACAAAGGAUUCUUUAGCUGUCUUUGCGCUAUAGCUGAAAAUGUCGCAUCUUUGUAUCUUAAUCUUGGUGAAACAACUUUUCAAGUCCUUAACUCUCUUAACCAAAGGAAUGUGCUUUCAUUUCUUUUCCGCUUAAUUGUACCUGCGGCUAAGGUUCCCUUGCCUGUCGUUGAAACAUCAUUACAAGCUUUAUUUACUUUAACCGAUGAUAACGACAAUGGUCUAAUGUCUUUCCUUCAAAAUCCUAACAAUACACCCGAUGCUAUUAUUGAUCUUCUUCACUUUUACAUGAAGAGUGAUUCACCUCUAGCAAAGGUUUACUCAGUAGGCUGUUUAUUCAAUAUUUAUCAAUCUAAAGUGGUUGCUAAAAAUUUUGGUGAGCUUUUAUCUUCUGAAAGCUUGUUGGAAAUUUUAUCUAAUGAAUCUCUUCCCAUUUUAACAGCUUUGCUUCCAGAUGAGCAAUCUUACCUGAAUUUCGUUGAUCGUGAUUUACAAUCUUUUAAAAAGAACGGAGUCACUCAGCUUAAGGACGAGGAAGCAAUCCUUUCUCCCGAUCUUUUGGUAGUACCCGCUGCUUUGGAAAUCCUGUCCUCUUUGACAUCUCUGCUUCAGAGCCUUGCCGAGGGUCAUGUUGAGGAAGAGUUUGGAGAUUCUUUCGUUGCAGAAGAUGAUAGCAGCAAAAACUUGGAGGAUCUAUCAAGUAUUGUUGAUGAGGAACCAAUGAACUCAGAUCAGCCCAUGGACGUUGAUAAUGCAAGCAAUGAAAAGUCCAAUUCCAAACUAAUUGAAUAUAUGCUUGACUCUGUUUUACCAAAGUUAAGCUCAUACUUUAGUUGGCUUUCGAAGUUUUCCUCCAAUGAUGUCCCCUCUAAUUUGAGAAGUUAUUUGUUAGAAGUUUCUGAAAGAACCAUAGAAUGCUUGAACAAUGUAUCAUGGUCCUGCAAUGGUGUCUUUAAUGAUAUUUCUGAUUCUUCUAAAAAGUGGAAAAUGCAGGCUACCCAACUCGUACAGUGGCUUUUCCAAAGUAUAUUUGCAGGGUUACAUAACAACUCUUGGCCAUUUAGCGCUGAUACCUUCACAGUUAGUUGUGGGCUGCUUUGGGCAGCUGCUAGAGCCGCCCCAGAAGUUUCAAAUUCAAUUACUGCUGAAGACAUCACCUCGUUAAUUCAUUAUGCUUCAGCUCAUGGAUCUUUAGAUGCACAGGUCCGCAUUUUUGGUGCUUUUGCUACCUUAGGUCGCACUGACAACAUUUCAGUUAAUGAAAUAAUAGGACAGACUUUGUUUUCUUGUCUUUCCUUGUCAGAGCCUAAUCCACAAUUAACCGUUGAAGCACUAAACACUAUAUACGACGUUUAUGGCGAUAAAUCUUAUCCUUAUGACGGCCCUGUUUUCCAGCAGAGGAACUAUUUACAAACGUUGGCUGAGUCUUUACCCAAGAUUUCUCAAAUGGUUAAACGUAUAAAUCGUAAAAGCGAUGGUUUGCUACGCUUUCGAGCUGAGGAAGCUUUGGAAAAUUUGGAUGCAUUUAUUGAAUACAAACAGUCGGAAUAUACUGGUAAUUAGCUUUUUUGGUAAUAAUGUUAAUAAAUCUUGGCAAAUACUAUAGGA
This is a messenger RNA of Schizosaccharomyces octosporus yFS286, 2156 nucleotides long. RefSeq lists its product as uncharacterized. The coding region runs from base 99 to 2111 and encodes 670 amino acids. Lineage: Eukaryota; Fungi; Ascomycota; Schizosaccharomycetes; Schizosaccharomycetales; Schizosaccharomycetaceae. Gene Ontology annotation, biological process: protein import into nucleus; ribosomal large subunit biogenesis. The record is from RefSeq and is a predicted model, not a curated record. The transcript has 4 exons.